Molecule: messenger RNA, 732 nt
Organism: Ilex paraguariensis (yerba mate)
Lineage: Eukaryota; Viridiplantae; Streptophyta; Magnoliopsida; Aquifoliales; Aquifoliaceae
Source: the annotation of a GenBank genome assembly
AUGAAGUCCUCUAACAUAUUACUUCAUGCACUCCUCCUCUUACUGGUGCUGUGUUCUUUCACUACAUGCGACGCGCAGUCUCGGGUUCACCAUUUGGAAAUGGUCCAAACAUGGCCCAACACUUUCUGCCAAUCUACUCGAUGUGCCACACCAAUUCCUGAUAACUUCACAAUCCAUGGUUUAUGGCCAGCAGCGAUAGAUGGACACAGCCUGAAAAAUUGCAACACCACAUACAACCAAAGCUCAACAUAUUACCAGGGCAUAAGAGGAGAUAUGGAUAAGUACUGGCCAUAUCUCAAGGGUAAGACACCUAAGCAGAACGAGAACUACUGGUGGUACCAAUGGACCAAACACGGUUGCUGUCAAAAAGAGUUCCAACCCCAUGAUUACUAUAUGAAGGCUAUCAAACUAAAGAAUGACAUCAGUCCUCUCAAGAUCCUCGGAGAUUCAAAUAUACUUCCGGGUUCGUCCAAGCCUUACACAAAAAAUGCCAUUUUUAAAGCUUUUGCAAAGGUGAUCGGGAUCGGCAAUAAAAUUUGGCUUACAUGCCACAAAAAGAAUGGCCAUUUUAUGCUUAAGGAGGUAUAUGUAUGUUUUGACCCUAAAGGAAAUAGCCCCGUCUCAUGCACAUGGACGGCUAAAGCGAGGACAUGUGGGAACGGAACUAUCCUAUUCCCUUCCCCUGAGGUCGGUUCUUGUGACCUCUUUCGUUUUCUACUAUCUAUCUCUUAA